Molecule: messenger RNA, 6475 nt
Organism: Salarias fasciatus (jewelled blenny)
Lineage: Eukaryota; Metazoa; Chordata; Actinopteri; Blenniiformes; Blenniidae
Gene: bcl9
Product: BCL9 transcription coactivator
Biological process (GO): positive regulation of transcription by RNA polymerase II; canonical Wnt signaling pathway
Cellular component (GO): beta-catenin-TCF complex
Molecular function (GO): transcription coactivator activity; beta-catenin binding
Source: RefSeq, a predicted model, not a curated record
CGGAACGGAGGGGGGGAGAGACGACAGGAAAUCUUGACUGGGAUGUAAUGGAGUAGGACCACUGGAAAGCUCGGGCGAGAGGGGGGGAGACAUAUUCCUAUUUUAUAAUGUUGCCGUGAUAAUGUUGUGAUUUGAUAAGCAUGCGGUGUAAAUUCGUCGUGCGAGAGAAGCGAAAAUGAAGCUAACCUUCCCAGGUGUGAAUGACUUGUGGCUGUAGGUUGUCGUGAGUGGGCCAGGUUCCUGCACAGCCUCCGUGGCUGACUGGGAGGAGUCGGAGAGCAGACAUCAGUGCCCAGGGGACCUUAGGCCUGGUUCUCCAUAUGAGGCCCUGCUGAAAGGGCAGGGGGGCUUCUGAGUGUGCCCACGGGCCAUUGAAAGCCCCCUUGGGGGAAUUUCAUAUACACACACCAAGCAAGAAAAGCCCUCUGGACAUUAGUUUUACACACGUUCACACCCGUGCGCGUGCGCACACACACACACACACACACACACACACACACACACACACACACACACACACACACACACACACACACACACACAAAACCACGCACGCACGCACACACAGACACUCACAGACUAGGACAUAGAGAGAAUGUUGGAGGUCCAAGAGGAGAGGCCAGCGGCGGCAGGUACAGCAGCGACACACUUCAGCAAGAAGGAGCGAGGGAAGAAAGAGCGAGACGAGACCAAGGACGGCCGGGGAAACCUGUCCAAUAUCGUGAAUCCUGUCCCCGGCUCCCGGAACGUGCGAGCAAAAGCGCCGCUCACACACACAGGCAGUCCACACCAGCUCAUCACUCCACCCUGUUCUGUAGUCCUGGGAGCUCCAUCAAUGCACUCCAAUAGGUUAAAGAACUCCCCGUCCACCAACACACAAAGCCCUAAACCUAAGACGGAGGCCAUGGUACGAUCACCUCCUGUCAUGUCCCCGUCUACUGCCGCCCAAAUGGACUCUAAAAUGCCCAAUCAGGGUAAACCAGGGAGCACAGGCAGCCAAUCACAGCCCUCACCUUGUGAUCCUAAGACCAUGGGUACCAAAGGGGCUCAGAACGUCACGGGGGGAAUGGGGCUGAAGAACGGCCAGGGCUUGACCUCUGGCCCGAGCUCCAAGGUGAAAGUCAAAAGGGAGCGAAGCACCUCAGUAGAAUCCUUUGACCAGCCAGAGAGUGGCACGGCCACCAGCGAGGAGAAAGAUAGUAGCAGGGUGAAGAGGAUGUGUGUGGCAGAGAGGAGGCAGCCGUACAGCGGAGCCGACUGGUGCUCUGGGGGAGAAAGUGAUGAAGAUGACAAAGGAUUCUUCAACUGCAACUCAAGUGAAGUGAAGCCCCAGGACUCUGUCACACAUUCUACCUCCAACGCCGGACUCAGUCGCUCCUCCACACCUUCCCACAAUACACUGGGAGGCCAAGGCUCCACAACAGAACCUCCGAGUGGACAGAAACCGGGCUCAAAACUCGUUUAUGUCUUCACCACAGAGAUGGCAAACAAGGCAGCUGAUGCAGUUCUCACUGGCCAUACAGAAAAUAUCAUUGCCUUCCACAUGAAAAACAUCUCCAACAGCAAGGACAAAGCUCACCUCCUUUUGAACAAUGCAGCAAACGUCCUUCGAAAUGACUCCAAACCUCCCCAGCAGCCCCCGUCCCACGCCCAAGAUCAAAGCCACCAGCCUGGAUCCAAGCCGUCCUUAACUGGCAUGACAGAGGCAGCCCCUCCACAGCCUUCAAGUCAAGGCAGCCAAACUAGUGUUCUUCCACAAGAAGGAUCAACCUCUGCCGGCAUGGAAUCCAAGAAUAUUCCCGGCAGCAGCCCGAGUAACACAACAGCCCCAGUUGACCAGGCCCCUGUCACCCAACCUGAGGCGGGCCUCAACCCUCCAACAUCAGUUGAAGGAGGGCAGGGUGGAGGCUCUGGUGGAGCAGGUCUGACUCCCCAGCAGCAGCAGCAGCAGCAGCAGCUGGCCCAGGAGUUGUUAAACAUGGAGGCUAACACUGAGGGUCUGUCCCAAGAACAGCUGGAACAUCGGCAGCGCUCCCUGCAGACCCUGCGGGAUAUUCAGCGCAUGCUCUUCCCCGAUGACCGUGACGCCCCGCCACCCGGGCCCCCGCCCCAUGGUGGACCGCACGAUGGAGGCCCUGAUGCUGCAGCCCGGAGGGCUGAACAAGGGCCUCUACAGGCAAUGAUAGCACAGUCUCAGAGCCUGGGACCACCCGGUGGACCAGGGGGACCCCGUCCACAAGGCCCCCCGUUCGGCCCGCCCCAUGGUCCCCGGGAUAUGCCUCCAUUUCCACAAGAUGAGAUGGGUCCCCACAUGGGAGGCCCGGGUGGCUGUGGAGACGGAGACCAGAUGACCCCGGAGCAGGUCGCUUGGUUGAAGCUACAGCAGGAGUUUUAUGAAGAGAAAAGGAAAAAGCAAGAAAUGCAACACCGGCCGCUUCCGCCAGAUAUGAUGAUGCACCCCCAUGGCCCACGUGGCAUGAUGCGGCCCCCACCUCCGUACCAGAUGGGCCCAGGAGAGAUGUGGGGAGGACGUGGUCCGCCAGAACACUACCAGGAGCGUAUGGGCAUGGGGCCUGGCCGAGGGAUGCCCCCCCACAUGCAGAGGAUGCCUGCCUUCUCUGGGAUGAUGAACCCUGAAAUGGAGGGUCCCCCCAGACCCGGGAUGGGCUGGCCCGAUGACAUGCCACCCCGUAUGGGAGAAGCACGGGGCUUCCCUGGAGGACCUGGGGGAAUGUUUCCUGGUCCGGGAGCUCGCGGUGAACGUUUUCCAAAUCCCCAGUCAGUCCAAGAAGCAAUGUUUCACCAAGGAAUGGGUGGCGAGAAGGGCCUCCCUCCUGGAAUGAUGAUGGACAUGCAAAGGAUGAUGGGACACCAAAGAGGUGGAAUGGAACCUGGUAACGGCAUGGGUAUGUUUCCCAGAAUGCCCGGUGAUGGUCCUAUGAGUCCGUCCUCGAGGCUUCAAGGAAUGGGAGGCAGAGAAAUGGGGCCGGAGUUCGGCAUGGGCCCCGGUCCUGGACGACCUCAUAUACACCCCUCAAAACUACGAGAACCCCCCAUGAAUUUGAGUCCUGAUGAGAUGAGAAUGAGAGGAGGAGGACCUCCAAUGGAGAACAUGGGUCCUCAGGGCCGCCCCAUGCAGGGCCCUCCCUUCCCCGAGCAGGCACAGUCAGGAGACUUUCCCAUGGGGCCCGGGCGACCCUUCCCUGGAGGACCUGCAGGGAUAGGUCCACAUGCUGACCCUGCCUUUGGUCCAGAGCACAGAGCCACACCCACAGGAGGUAGCCGCAUCAACCACCUCCCCUCUGCCGGUGGUCCUGCACAAGGUCAGAGAGGCCGCAAACCAGCAGAUCUGAAUGUCCAAGCAGGAGGGGGGAACUCUCCCAGUGUUAACCCACUAAAGUCCCCUCCUUUGAGGCAAGUACAGUCCCCGAUGAUGGGCUCUCCUUCUGGAAAUCGUAAAUCCCCUCAAACACCGUCCCAGCUGGCCGGUAUGCUCACGCGUCCCACCGGCCCCAACGCCCCUCCAGCCCCUCCGACCUCUGCACCCAUGAAGUCUCCCCACUCCAUGAUGGGAUCGGCAGGCGCCUCUUCCCGUUCUAUGAGGUCCCCCUCGCUACCGAACCCGUCUCCGGGCUGGGCUUCCUCACCAAAGCCACCCAUGCAGAGUCCAGGAGUCCCCCCUCAGGGUGGCAAGCCUCCUCUCAGUAUCACCUCACCAAACAUGAUGGGGAGUAUGGAGCCAGGAGGGAACGGCCCCCCCUCAGCUCCUCCGUCAUCAGGAGCUCCAUCUGGCUCCAUGCCCUCUCAGGCAACGUCCGUCUGGCGUCCGUACACCAUACCCCCCGAACCAACACUAUCCCAGAAUCCCCUCUCCAUCAUGAUGUCACGCAUGUCCAAGUUCGCAAUGCCAGCUCCCUCACUUUACCACGACGCCAUCAAGACUGUUGCCAGCUCUGAUGAUGACUCGCCUCCAGCUCGCUCCCCGAACCUGCCUUCAGUGAACAAUACAGGUAUGGCAUUGAAUCACCAAGGCAAUCCGCGUAUGAUGGGACCUGGGAGCGCUGGACCCAUGCCCUCCCUCAGCCCUCUGGGUAUGAAUCCUAGGGAUUCCCAGCCUCUCUCCCAUGGCAUGCCCCACCAAAUGCCCUCUCCAAAUGCCCCUAACAUGGGCCCAGGCAUGAUGCCCCACGGCAUGAUGAUACCACCAAAUCCCCAAGACCCCGGUAUGGCGAACCCUCAAAUGAUGCCCAGGGACGGCAUGGGUUACCCCCAUCGAAGCCAGGGAUACCCCCUCACCCCAGUCUCCCUCCCAGCAAGAGGCCCUUCUCCUCCGCACAACGGCCCCGGUCCUCAGGGUUUCCCGGCAUCCGAUGGCUUCCAGGGAGAGGUUGGACCGAUGGGAGGACGAAUGGGGAACAUGCCUCAUGGCGGCGGGGGUGAUGGUGGUAUGUGCAAACCCAACACCCCCGGCGGGCCAGAAUUCAACAUGCAAGGUGGAUUUACCGACGCAGACCUUCAUGAGGUGAUGCGGCCGGGAGCCUCGGGCAUUCCCGAGUUCGUACCUGUCCAGAAUAAUCCGUCGGAGAAGCCUAUCAGACUCUUUCUUAGCUUCCCCAGAGGCGGAGGAGAACCCGGCGGGAAACCGCCACACCCCUCUGGCUUCCCCAUGCAGGGCAUGAUGGGUGACGGCCCACAAGGAUGGGGAUGCCCAUGCAAGGGAUGGGGGCGAUGUCGUGGGGGUCCCUGUGGGGUGAUGGGCCCUCAGGACAUGCCGAUGUGCAACCCGGGUCACAAUUCCAUGCGGCCCCCAGGAUUCAUGGGUCAAGGGCAUGAUGGUCCUCAGCACCGGAUGAUGUCCCCCGGGGGUCCUGGAGGGAUGAUGCAGGGGAGACAAAUGGCCCACCCCGGCCCCGGUGGUUCACCCAACAUGAUGAGGUCCCUGCAGGGCAUGGGUGGCCCCCCGCAGCAGACAAUGAUGAUGGGGGGUCAGAUGAGGCCGCGCGACAUGGACAUGGGCUUCAGUCCCGGCCCCGGAAUUGUUCUAGAUCCAGCAGAACCUUGUAUCUAGAAUGUUCGUGGACUAUAUUGUACGAAUGGAGUAAAGAUGGCGGGAUAUGGAGAGUAUUCAGGAGACUGACGGACUCGAGUAAAGGAGGUAUAAUAUGACAUUGAGGAUUUACCCAGAAAAUGAACAGAACGGAGCUAACCAGUCACCUGGUGAUGUCCUGUGGGAACUAUUCCAAAGGGAAUUCAGACAGGCCCAGAUCGGAGUACCUUUGCCACAAGAACAUUUAAUUUUGGACUCAUGAACUUCAGAAUGUAUGGGAUUGUUGUGCAUCAAUUUCGCAGAACUGUUGGUGUUUUUUUUUUUUUUUGUUUUGUUUUUUGUUUUUUUGACUAUAAAGAUGACUUCGACAUCAAAGAGGAAUCAACCUAACAAAAAGUCAGCGUGGAGAUGCUACAGUAUAUGUCUACUUUUUUCAAAUUAAAAAAAACAAAAAAACAAAUUUGUCACGAAGGUGGUAUGGAACAAGAGAAAGGAAGAAUUUGUGCUUUGUGAAGACUUUAGUGGAAAUCCAUCUUGUCUCUCGCUUCAUCGUUUUGACUGUUUCUGUACAGUAUAUACAUGAGAGUGUGUCUGCGUGCUUGACAGAUAGUAUGUUUGUGUGGUUGGUAUGUAUGUAUGUAUGUGUCUGUAUGUAUAGGCAUUCUAUCAGUGACCUCUCAACUCCUCUUACCCCACUUUCAUUGGGGGAGGAACGCCCCCUAAAAUACUGUACUGUUUACCAUUGGUGGGCUAUUCAAAUUUUAGUCUAUUUUAAUUUCCUUUGUAACUCCAGUGUAUAACAAACCAAACUAUGACCUCAUUAAGAUAAUAGUAUUAUUAAAAAAGCACAAACAUGGACCAUCUGCAGAAAGCGUCUUCUUUCUCUGUUUUUACCAUUGAGUGUGAGGAUCCUGGCAGCUUUGCAGCACCGCGGUGAUCUCCUGUCCAUUUCAAGUUGUGGAUGACAUUUGACUUUGUGCUCCAAAACUUUCAGGACUCAACUUUCGCCAGCGUGAAUAAUAUUGCUAAUACCCAGAUGUGCUAUGUGUGUUCUUCUUGUUCCUGUUGUGUUCCUGUUUUGUUUUGACUCUCUUGUUGACUCUGGGUAAUAAUCAUUCCCACAGCAAUAAUCUCCCCCCCUCCCCCUUCGAUGGUCAGCAGAAUGGGACAGGAGUGGCCCAAAGCCACAGCAGGUAUGCCAGGUAUUAUAGAAAUAGAGCUAGGUAGAUCUGGUGAGAAUUUAGUGUGGCAGGUGUGUCCAGCGCGAGACGCACGGAAAUGUAAACACGUACUGCUUACCAUCCAGUUGACUUCCUCUCUUUUCUCUAUUGUAUAAGCUUGUCAUGUGUUUCUCCAUUGGCUUUGGUGCAGAAUAGCCUACCAGGGCUGUGGUGAUGGACUACAAAUAAAAGAUAUUGUUUUGGUAUA